AUGGUAGAAGGGGAACCGAACUCUCCAACAUGGAAGUUCACACAAUGUUUUGGUGAUAAGGGCGAUGUAGAGGAUAUCACAGAGGUUCUAUUACGCAUGUGGGGGACAAAGCUGACGCGUGAGAUCACAGCGGACAUAAUAUCGACAGUCGAGUUCGAUCAUACGGGAAACUACCUCGCGACUGGAGAUAAGGGAGGGCGGGUUGUUCUAUUUGAGCGGAAUGAAACGUUCCAUACCGAAUUUCAAUCUCACGAGCCCGAAUUCGACUACCUGAAAUCCCUCGAAAUAGAAGAAAAAAUCAACAAGAUCAAAUGGUGUAAACGACAAAAUGCUUCGCAUUACCUCCUUUCAACUAACGACAAAACGAUCAAAUUAUGGAAAGUCUUUGAGAAAUCGCUGAAGGUGGUAGCUGAGAACAACCUAUCACACGAUCUAACACCGGGAAACUCUGCUGGAGGUGGAGGUGGUGUACGUCCGAUCUCCAACGUCCAUUUCGGUAGUUCCCACGACCUCAAACUACCCCGCCUCACACACCACGAUACUGUGGUAGCCGCUGUACCUCGUCGAACCUAUGCCAAUGCUCACGCAUACCACAUUAAUAGUAUUUCUGUGAACAGCGAUGGGGAGACCUUCAUCAGCAGUGAUGAUUUACGUAUAAAUUUGUGGAACUUGAAUAUUCAAGAUCAGAGCUUUAACAUCGUCGAUAUCAAGCCAGCUAACAUGGAGGAGCUGACCGAGGUUAUUACAGCCGCAGAAUUCCAUCCACAGAGCUGCAAUUGGUUUAUGUAUGCAAGCUCGAAGGGCACGAUUAAGCUUGCAGAUAUGCGAGAGAGCGCUCUGUGUGACCAGCAUGCCAAGCAAUUUGAGCAAGAGGAAGAUCCGUCAGCCAGAUCUUUCUUCUCCGAAAUCAUCUCCUCAAUCUCCGACGUCCGAUUCUCCCAUGACGGACGUUACAUCCUCUCGCGUGAUUAUCUGACAGUCAAGAUCUGGGAUGUCAACAUGGAGAGGCAACCUGUAAAGACGAUCCCUAUUCACGAACAUCUCCGACCCCGUCUUUGUGAUACGUAUGAGAACGAUAGCAUCUUCGACAAGUUCGAGGUUGUUUUCUCUGGAGAUGCUAAGAAUGUUAUGACGGGCAGCUACAACAACAAUUUCAUGAUUUAUCCUUCGGAUCCGGAUAAAGAGGUUGAAGUGGUUCUGCAAGCCGACAAAUCAGCAUUCAAGGCAAAGAAGGUGGGUGUGCCGACCCCGAUCAACUCGUCCACAAGCCCUACAGCUACGAAUGGUGGAAAGAAGGGCAACUCGAGAGCUGGCAGCCCGGCAGCAGGAGCGACUGGCCAAGGUGGUAGAAUGCGGAAGGAGACUGAUGCCGACCAAAUUGACUUCAACAAGAAGAUAUUACACAUGAGCUGGCAUCCAUUUGAGGACAGCAUUGCUAUUGCGGCAACCAAUAAUCAUUCCUCAAUCCCUCAUCCCUGGGUUCUCAUCUGCGUCCAUGAUCAGGCUUUGCUAGUCAUCAGAAACGAACCCAGCAUCAUAGGUGUCAAAGGAACGAUCCCAUACAAAUACGAGGGCGUGGUUUAUGGAAAUCUGGGAAAUAGCAGUCAUUAUGGCGCGAUGGUUCUCAGUUUCUCAAUUGCGGGAGACUGCGAGCUGAUAUAG
Messenger RNA from Lachnellula hyalina, 1662 nucleotides. It is a transcript of the gene pab1, whose product is annotated as Protein phosphatase PP2A regulatory subunit B. The transcript is spliced from 6 exons. Gene Ontology annotation, cellular component: cytosol; protein phosphatase type 2A complex. The coding region runs from base 1 to 1662 and encodes 553 amino acids. Gene Ontology annotation, molecular function: protein binding; protein phosphatase regulator activity. The record is from RefSeq and is a predicted model, not a curated record. Gene Ontology annotation, biological process: peptidyl-serine dephosphorylation. Lineage: Eukaryota; Fungi; Ascomycota; Leotiomycetes; Helotiales; Lachnaceae.